This is a messenger RNA of Momordica charantia (bitter melon), 2503 nucleotides long. Its product is annotated as Protein kinase superfamily protein. Gene Ontology annotation, biological process: protein phosphorylation. The record is from RefSeq and is a predicted model, not a curated record. Lineage: Eukaryota; Viridiplantae; Streptophyta; Magnoliopsida; Cucurbitales; Cucurbitaceae. Gene Ontology annotation, molecular function: ATP binding; protein kinase activity.
GAGAACUCCAACGCUCCCACCUCUCUCGUUCUUCUCGUUCUUCUUCUUCUUCUUCUUCUCAAAUUCCAAUUCAGUUUCACCAUGGAAACAACUCGAUCCUGUUAAUUUUACUUGCACAGAGAGAAUUUGGCAAGAAAUUGGUCGGAUUUCUUCUCACCAUGCCAUCCCGCUCCAUUUCCCAAUCUCCUUCUCCUUCUCCUUCUACAGUGCAAGCACACGCCCACCACCAUGCUUUCUCCAGCCAUCUUCUUCCCCCAAUCGUCGCCGCUUCCACCGCCGCUUUCUCUCUGUUCCUCUUCCUUGUUAUUCUUUACCGCAAAUUUACCCGCAAACGCACUGCCCCUGCCGAUUCCAAGCCGCCCCAUCGCUUCUCCUACUCCCUCCUCCGCCGUGCCACCGAAUCAUUCUCCCCCUCCCGCCGCCUCGGCCAAGGCGGCUUUGGGUCUGUUUACUACGGCACUUUGCCUCACACCCAUAAAGAAAUUGCGGUCAAACUUAUGGACUCUGGGUCUUUACAAGGCGAACGGGAAUUUCAGAACGAGCUGUUCUUUGCAUCCAAGAUUGACUCAUCUUUCGUCGUUAGUGUGCUUGGGUUUUGCUCUGACCAGAAGCGGCGUAGGAUGUUGUUAGUGUACGAACUUUUGCAUAAUGGGAAUUUGCAGGACGCUUUAUUGCACAGGAAGUGCCCUGAGCUGAUGGAGUGGAAGAAGCGGUUUUCGGUUGCGGUUGAUAUUGCCAAGGGAUUAGAGCACCUUCAUGGGUUAGAUCCGCCAGUUAUUCAUGGUGAUAUCAAGCCCAGUAAUGUGCUUUUGGAUCAUUGCUUCUCGGCAAAAAUUGGGGAUUUCGGGCUUGCUCGAUUGAAAUUGGAGUAUAGUCAAUUUGAAGUUGAGGUGAAGGUAAAUGCUGGAGUGGAGGAGGAGAAGAAGGAGAGAAAAGAGGAACAUGAAAGCAAUCGUGGUUGCGUGGUUGAAGAUUGUGGAUCUUUGGCUGAGGAAGCUGAGAGUGUGACCACUGGAUUUGAGGAAUUCAACGUGGGUGUUGAUCAAUCACCUGAGAGCUUUCUUAGAAUUCCCGUUUCAGAGACUUCACCAGAGACGGUGGAGGUGGCCACGACUUCGCCGGAGACUGCUUUGGCAGCUGCAGCUAUGGCAUCCCCGUCGGAAGGGGCUUUUGAUGGAGCUAGUGUUGAGAAUGGGAAAGAACCAAACAGUGUGGAGAAGAAAAGUAGUACUGGGUUUAAGAAUAGUCUCUCGGGUAAAGAUUGGUGGUGGAAGCAAGAAAAUGGAGUUGGUACUAGUGGGAAUGUUAAGGAAUAUGUCAUGGAGUGGAUUGGGUCGGAGAUCAAGCGCGAGAGGCCGAAGAGCGAAUGGAUUGCAGCCUCGUCAAGUGGCAAAACUGUUAAGAAAUCAGAGAAAAAGAAGAACAAGAAACGAUUAGAAUGGUGGAUGUCUAUGGAAGAUGAAAAGAGUAGCAAGAAUCUGAAAAAAGAGAAGAGAAGGCCGGUGAGGGAGUGGUGGAAGGAGGAGUACUGUGAAGAGCUUGCAAAGAAAAGGAAGAAAAAGAAGCCCCAAAAAGGGGCAGGUAGUUGUGACGAGAAAGAGGCUGACUGCUGGCCAGUGGAUGACGAAAUGUACAGAGAGAAAAAGAAGAGGAAUAGAAGCAGGAGCCAUGGCAGCCGAGGCAGCAUUGAUUGGUGGUUAGAUGGGCUUAGCGGUGAACUCUGGCGAGCUCGUGGGAACAGCCAUGAUUCAACCGGUGGGGAUAUUACCAAGAGUGGUGGCAUUAGUAGUACUCCAAGUAUGAGAGGAACAAUGUGCUACAUUGCCCCUGAAUACGGCGGUGGUGGAGAUCUUUCCGAGAAAUCUGAUGUUUAUAGCUAUGGAGUUUUGUUGUUAGUUCUUAUAGCAGGAAGACGACCCCUACAGGUGACAAAUUCACCAUUAUCAGAAUUCCAACGCGCCAAUCUCUUAUCUUGGGCUCGUCAUCUCGCUAGAGCUGGAAAGCUCAUCGACUUGGUUGACCAGUCGACACAGUCGGUGGAUCGAGAACAAGCCCUUCUUUGCAUCAAGGUUGCCCUGCUUUGUUUGCAGAAAUUGCCUGCUCGCAGGCCCUCCAUGAAAGAGGUUGUGGGCAUGCUCACUGGUGGGUUGGAUCCACCCCAACUACCAACUGAACUGUCCCCUUCACCUCCGUCUCGGUUCCCAGUUAAGUUGCAUAGGAAGGCUCGGUGAGUUAGUCAGAUCAUACAAACUCUUUUCUUGUAUAUGCUGAUACACUGUUUUAGAGAUAUUUUAUUCAUCAUCUUUGUAGUUGAUUGGUGUAAAAUGCAACCAAAGAGAGAAAGUUUGUAACCUUGAUUAAUGAGUUUUUCAUAUUAGCUUCUUUGCUUCAGUUUCUGUGUGUUACUAGUGAUGUGAUGGCCUCUAUAGGCCCAGAAUUCAUAGGAGACGUGUAUAUAAACAAAUUAAGGUGGAUAGAAAUAAGACAUUGUCCCUUUUUUGUU